Impatiens glandulifera is the source of this 870-nucleotide messenger RNA. RefSeq names its product probable membrane-associated kinase regulator 1. Gene Ontology annotation, cellular component: plasma membrane. Gene Ontology annotation, molecular function: kinase inhibitor activity. The transcript has a single exon. The record is from RefSeq and is a predicted model, not a curated record. Bases 1 to 870 code for a protein of 289 amino acids. Lineage: Eukaryota; Viridiplantae; Streptophyta; Magnoliopsida; Ericales; Balsaminaceae.
AUGGAUCGGAAAACAUCAAAACCCCAUAAAAAAUCCCAAACACUACCUUCAUCACCAACCCAUAUAUUCAAAUCUCCAUCUUCUACCUCCCCAGACUUCGAAUUCGCCGUCACUCUCUCUCCUCGGAAAUCCGCCGCCGGCGGUUUAUGUCCCGCCGACGAUCUAUUCUACAAAGGUAAGCUUCUUCCUCUUCAUGUCACUCCUAGAUUAUCCAUGGUCCAAACCAUCUUACUAUCAUCUUCAUCAUCAUCUUCAUCAUCAAACUUUGCCGCUUCACGUGAUUCAACUGUCAGCCGGAGUUCAAAUGAAUCCGCUAGAACCUCAUUCUCCAGCGAUGUUAAUCUCAUUUACUCCACUAAUAUUGAGUCAGCUCGUUCGAGUUCCGUCACCGGAGACGACGAAGUGAAGCGAAUAAGUAAAAAAAACAAAUAUUCUUUAUCUAGAUUAACUUCUGUUUUCAAAAAUGAACCAAAACAUGAUAGUAAAACAACCAGAUCGUCGGAGAAACGUGUGAAGGGUAAGUCUGCUAAGGAGAUGAUUCUCAAGUAUCUUAAGAAAGUUAAACCAUUUUGUGAAAAGAUGAAGCCCCAUGAACAUGGGAUAAAGAAAACUGGUGGGAAAGAUGGAAAAGGUAAAGAUUCGUUUUCAGGGGAUUUGAUAUAUACUAGAAGGAAGACGAUGUCGGGGACAUGUCUGUCGUCGCCAAUCCAUCACCACCACCACCAUGACCACCGGGGAAAUGAAAACCGACAUGUGAAGUCUUGUAGUGACAUACCAUCAUCAUCAUCAAUGGAGGAAUUGCAGAAUUCAAUACAGGGGGCAAUAGUCCAUUGUAAGAAUUCUAUGAAAAUUGAUGGAGGAAGAUUAUGA